AUGUCGCGGCGGGCGUUAGUCCUCGACGGACUAUGGUACUCUCUAUGUCCGUCAUUUGCAGCGCUGAAUGUUGGACGCUCGAAAUUCCCUAGAUCCAAGGGACGAACCUCGAGAGUAAAUCCGCUAUCCUCGAUCGCUCCGACAAGCUCGCCUGCACGCCAUUGCUACAGCACAAUUGGCGACAAUACCAGAACCACAUAUAAUGCACUAUAUCAUAACGAGCGGAGAGAUGGAACAGAGCCCGCGAAUAAUUAUCACGACGACCCUCCGAACGAUGGCUGGCCCGGGGAAGAGACAAACACGCGGAGCCCACGACGCCAUUUGACACGAACACAUAAAGUGCAAGCUGAUCUUUUGGGAAUGACGAACGAGAGAUUAGAAGCACGACUACAAGAUGUGGUGGACAGGAGGCCAAAUAUUCGACACAUUACGCAGAUUUUGCGACUACUCAUUCGAGAUCGCCAUGUGCAGCCUAACGCCCGGCACUACAAAGCGCUGAUUCUCGCCAAUACGGAUAAUGAGCGCGGCUCGCCGCAGCUUGUGCGCGGGUUGCUGGAGGAAAUGGAGAGCAAUGGCAUUACGGCAGACUCGGGUACCCUGCAUGGUGCAUUACAGGUCCUCGCCGUGCACCCGGAUUACCUCCUCCGGCAAGAAGUGCUCAACAAAAUGCGAGACCGGUGGUUGACAGUCAGUCCAGCCGGGUGGCAUUUUGUUGUUGCGGGACUUCUGCGCGAGAACCAAAUUGAGCUCGCGCUCGAACACGUCGCAUUGAUGGAGCGCAAGGAUAUCUUCAUUGAGAAUUGGCUACACAGUAUAAUUGUCUACGUGCUUUGCGACCACGGCGAGUUGGACGAGGUGUACAAGCUCAUGCGUGCUCGCGUCGACCACGGCCACGACAUGACGAAACAGCUCUGGACACAUGUGUUGACUACGGCGGGCGCUCAUGACCAUUACGCGAUGGCUCACUAUGUGUGGCGUCGCAUGGUUGAACUGGGUUACAUGCACCCGCUCUUUGGGGUAUGCGAUGACGUUCUGAGGAUGGCGGCCAAGGCUGGUGACACAGAGCUGGCGAAUUCUGUGCUGCGGUACAUCACGGAGAGUGGGAUUGCGCUGGGCCGCGAGCAGUAUGAGCGGCUUGUUGAGGCGCACGUGGCAGCCGGUGACCUGCCUGCUGCGUUCGAGACCCUGUGCACUAUGCAUGAAACCCGGAUCCCGCUAGUGGACAGUUCGACCGAGAGUGUUCUUGCGUACAUGAUUCAGUCUAAAGUGGAUCGCCGGGAGGUGUGGCAGAUGCUCAAACGUUUGAAGAACGAGAAACGGAGUAUUCCCCUCGACUCUGUGCGCGUUAUUGCCGAACUCUGCAAACAUGAUGCCCACGAGGAUCCAUCGGUGGUGGACGAUGGCGUAGGGUUCUACAAAGAGCUCUACACAUUAUGUCCGGAAGGUGCGGACGUGCGAGUCUACAACGCGCUAAUUCGGAUGUGCCGCACAGCGCGGAACCGCGAAUCAGGCAUGUUUUUAGUGAAAGAGAUGGCAUCACUAGGCGUGAUCCCGAACGGUACCACCUUUGAGUCCAUCAUCCUGAUGUGUUUGGAUGCCGGGAAUUUCCGAUCCGGGUACAUGUAUUUCCAAGAUUUGGUGAAGCGGGAAGCGGCCUUGAGCGCCGAGACACAAAGCGAGAUUCGGGCGAUCUGUGCCGGGUCUGUGGACGAAUUUGCGAUGCGACUGCAGUAUCACCCUUAUGUCCGUGAUGAUGUGCUCCAACUUGAUGAAAAGGUUCAAGAACAAAAGGAGAGAGAACCCAGAAAUGAAAAAUUCGGUCGCCACCCUGUGCCUCCGGAGGUUCGAAGGAUGAACAUGUCCGCCGAGGAAAGACGAGAUUACAACAAAGAACGUCGGAAGCGGAAACGCCGCCUACUUGCUAUUGAGCGAAAUAGGGCAGAGGAGGGUUGGGAUGAAUGGGAGGUCGAUAAUGGAUCAGCCAAGACCGAAUGA
Penicillium soppii is the source of this 1995-nucleotide messenger RNA. RefSeq names its product pentatricopeptide repeat protein. Lineage: Eukaryota; Fungi; Ascomycota; Eurotiomycetes; Eurotiales; Aspergillaceae. The coding region runs from base 1 to 1995 and encodes 664 amino acids. The record is from RefSeq and is a predicted model, not a curated record. Gene Ontology annotation, molecular function: protein binding. The transcript has 2 exons.